CAAUUUGCACACACAUAGCGAGUCCUAGUGAGCUAAUAAUAGCCAGGUAGCUAGCAACUAACGAGAGGUCGACGAUCAUGGAUGCAGCUUUGCUUCAUUCAUGUUGCCUUAGCUUCUUCUUGGUGUUGGCGGUGGUCGUCCGCAGAGCAGCGGCUGGUGGAUAUGCCCCACCGGCUUUUCGUCCCACUGCGUGGCAAAAUGCCUAUGCCACAUUUUAUGGUGAUGAUACGGCUUCUGCUACUAUGGGUGGAGCAUGCGGAUACGGGAACUUGUUUGCCAACGGAUACGGGACGGACACGGCGGCUUUGAGCACAGUGCUAUUCAACAAUGGCUACAGUUGUGGGCAGUGCUUCCAGAUCCGUUGCAUAAAUUCAAAGUGGUGCUACAAAGGGUCUCCCAUCGCCACCGUGACGGCCACCAAUCUCUGCCCUCCCAACUGGUCGCAGGACACCAACAACGGCGGCUGGUGCAAUCCCCCGCGCAGCCACUUCGACAUGGCUAAGCCCGCCUUCAUGAAGAUUGCGCAGUGGAAUGGUGGCAUUGUACCCGUUAUGUUCCGCAGAGUACCAUGCAUGCGCCAAGGCGGCAUCCGGUUCAGCUUCCAGGGCAACGGGUACUGGCUGUUGGUUUACGCGAUGAACGUGGCCGGCGGUGGCGACAUCGCCAGCAUGUGGGUGAAGGGGAGCAAAACGGGGUGGAUAAGCAUGAGUCACAACUGGGGGGCUUCGUACCAGGCGUUCGCUACGCUCGGCGGUCAGGCCCUCUCUUUCAAGAUAACAUCGUACACUUCCCACGAGACUAUCAUUGCCUACAAUGUCGCGCCCGCUAAUUGGCAAGUGGGAAUGACUUACACUGCCAAUGUCAACUUCCAUUGAUGAUCAUAUGUAUUGAUCAUCAUCAUCAUUAUACAUAUAAGCUUGUAAGAGAAAAUCAUUUAGUCCUAAUUAAUGCAAUGUGUUUUCUUGCAUGUAAUGUAAGACACACACUUCGAUAUAUACGUUUUUGUACCUCGAUCUUUUUUUGUUUGGUGAAUUUCUUAAAAGAAAUGGGAUAUCUUGCAAUUAA
Messenger RNA from Sesamum indicum (sesame), 1065 nucleotides. RefSeq names its product expansin-A18. Gene Ontology annotation, biological process: plant-type cell wall organization. The record is from RefSeq and is a predicted model, not a curated record. Gene Ontology annotation, cellular component: extracellular region. NCBI's taxonomy places the organism in Eukaryota, Viridiplantae, Streptophyta, Magnoliopsida, Lamiales, Pedaliaceae.